AUGAAGCUUGCACACCUUCAUUUCCCCGACAUCACCUCCUUCACCCGGGUCGCGCAUCUCCAGCAAAUCCUGACCACCCGUCUCCUCGCAUACAAGCGACUGAGCUCUCCAGUAGCCGCAGGUACAGCAGCGAUACAGUCCAGCCGAUCAGAUCCCACACCCCCAGACCCCACCAUCAUAACCUUCACCCCAAACCCAGUCUACACAACCGGCCGCCGAGACCUCCCACCGUCCAACACCGCCCCCUCCUCGCCAUCCGCGCCUCUCUCCCUCCCGCCGUCCCUGGAACCCAUCCGCUCCAUCCUCACCGCACCACCCAACGGCUCGCCCAGAGCGGAGUACCAUCCCACCCUGCGCGGGGGGCAGACGACCUACCACGGGCCCGGGCAGAUGGUCGCAUACACGAUUCUGGAUCUGCGACGGCUGGGCCUCACCCCGCGGUGCCAUAUCCGCGUGCUGGAGAAUAGUGUCAUCGAUGUUCUGCGCGGGUAUGGUGUCCAGGGUUUUGUGACCGAGGACCCCGGGGUGUGGGUGCGGCCGCGGCCGGCUACGAACACGGCUGCGGCUAUGGCUGUGUCUGCGGGUGGGGACGGGGAUGCAGAUGGUGUUCUGCCUAAGAAAAUCACCGCUGUGGGGGUUCAUCUCCGGCGGAAUAUCAGUAGCUACGGGGUUGGGUUUAAUGUGACGGAGGAGCCGAUGUGGUAUUUUAAGCAGAUUGUGCCGUGUGGGCUUGAGGGGCGGGAGGCGACCAGUCUGGAGGGCGAGGGUGUGCCGGGUGUGUCGAUCGGGGAGGUUGCGGACAAGUUUGUGGAUGCGUUUGUACAGAGGGUGAAUGCGGAUUUUGCAUGUGGGGGGAGUGCAAUGGGGGAGAAGAUCGAGGGUGUGUACAGUGUCCGGGAAGAGGAUCUCCUCCGACAAUAG
Molecule: messenger RNA, 921 nt
Organism: Aspergillus thermomutatus
Lineage: Eukaryota; Fungi; Ascomycota; Eurotiomycetes; Eurotiales; Aspergillaceae
Product: lipoyl(octanoyl) transferase LIP2
Exons: 1
Coding region: 1-921 (306 amino acids)
Biological process (GO): protein lipoylation
Cellular component (GO): mitochondrion
Molecular function (GO): lipoyl(octanoyl) transferase activity
Source: RefSeq, a predicted model, not a curated record